Molecule: messenger RNA, 2185 nt
Organism: Miniopterus natalensis
Lineage: Eukaryota; Metazoa; Chordata; Mammalia; Chiroptera; Miniopteridae
Source: RefSeq, a predicted model, not a curated record
AACAAUAGUACCUACCUUAUAGGAUUGUUAAGAGAUCAAAUACUCUAUAUGAAAAGUACUUAGAACAGUACCAGGCACGUGGAAGUGUUGCAUUACUGCUACUAAAGCUGUGGUGGUUAUUGUAGUUUUCAUUACCUACCAGGAAUUCUGCUAGGCAUACAAAUUGAGAGUGAAAGGAUGGCUGUAGUUUCCUUAUGGAUAUUUGUCAGUUGCCAAAUAUUUUAUUUCUCUUAGCCUAUGACAUCCUGGCCAUUGAUAAGUCCCUGGCACCAAUCACCCUGGUCCUGGCAGAGGAUGGCACCAUAGUAGAUGAUGACGAUUACUUCCUGUGUCUGCCUUCUAAUACUAAGUUUGUGGCAUUGGCCGGUAAUGAGAAGUGGGCGUACAACAACUCAGACGGAGGUACUGCUUGGCUUUCCCAGGAGUCCGUGGACAUAGAUGAAACAGACAGCGGGGCAGGGGUGAAGUGGAAGAAUGUGGCCCGGCAGCUGAAGGAAGAUCUGUCCAGCAUCAUCCUCUUGUCAGAGGAAGACCUCCAAGUGCUCAUCGAUGUUCCCUGCUCAGACCUGGCUCAGGAACUAUGCCAAAGUUGUGUCACCGUCCAGGGGCUCCAGAACACCCUCCAGCAGGUGCUUGACCAGAGAGAGGAGGCCCGUCAGUCCAAGCAGCUCUUGGAGCUUUACCUCCAGGCUUUGGAGAAGGAGGGCAGCAUCUUGUCCAAGCAGCCAGAUUCCCAAGCUGGCUUCAGUGACAAGGGGGACGCAGUGGACACGGGUAUGCGCAGAGAGAGCUCCUCCGAAAUUGCCCUUUCAAGCCAGAUCCUUACUGCACUGAAGGAGAAGCCUGCUCCAGAGCUGAGUUUGUCUAGUCAGGAUUUGGAGUUGGUUACCAAGGAAGACCCCAAAGCACUGGCUGUUGCUUUGAACUGGGACAUAAAGAAGACGGAAACUGUCCAACAGGCCUGUGAUCAGGAGCUGAGCCUGCGCCUGCAGCAGAUACAGAGUUUGCAUUCGCUCAGGAACAUUUCAGCAAGGAGGAACUCGCUGCCCGGGGAACUGCAGGAUCCCAAACGAGCCAAACGAGACCCCUCCUAGCUGGAGCUGCAGAUAUGCCAAAGAGAACCCUGUGACCUUGGUUUUGUUAUCAGUAAAUCCCUUCAGCCUUUCAGCUACCUAUAUACCUCUCUGCCCCCUGCCUCAGAGCACGUUUUCCUGGGAGAGGCUGGAAGACUAUUCCAGAUCUCAGCGUCUCCCCUUCUACCCAUUUUGAAUGUCACUGCACCAAUGUAUCCCACCUCCUCUUACAUGUUCUUAUGUUCUCAGAUUUAAAGUAAUUGCAAAGGGCAGUGAAAAGAAAUUGUCAUAUUUCAGACUCACUGCCCUGUUCUAAAAAUAGAAAUGCAGAGCUUAAACAAAUAAUGGUAGAGAAGGUGAGAUAAUAGUGUUGAUUAUGGCCACAAUCUUGUUUCUCAUGUUAAUGAGCUUUUUUGUUUGUCGGUUCAAAGGCACAUAUUAAGUUUGCAUACCAUAGGGACAUACAGAGAGUCUCACCAUUUCUAUUUGGCAAUUCAGUGUUGUGAAAUUAUAUCUGAAACUCUUUUCAGUUUUCUAAUACGUUUUAUCAGCAGGGAGUAUAAAAGGUCAUUAAAUCGAUUUCCUUGCGCUAUGGCUCCAAGUCUCUCUGGGUGCAAAGCAGAGACUUCUGGUUUACGUUCUUCCUGUUUCUGUACAAACUUACUCUUCAGGUUUUGUAAUCUGGUUUGCUGGUAGGGAAAAGAUAAUGGGUUAUCAUUGACUUGGUUUUUUUUAAAGCAUUCUUAAAGGAAAAUAGAAUGCUAUUAAGAGAUACAUUGGCUAAUUAUAAGGUAAAGAAAUAUAACAGUAAGUCCAGUGGGUGCAGAAGACAAACAGAACAGAAAGAACUGUUUCCUUCUCCCGUAGUCUUUAAGGAGGCUCAGAUGUGCUCAGCACCCUUCCACUAAUGCCUCACCCUUGGUUCUCUCUCAUUAGCUCCAACAUUUCCUUUUUAAUAGCGUCUUUUGUUAUGCCUCCUUAAUUAUCCUCAAAUGAAAGCCAGGGCUGCUAACCUGCCUACACUCGUACUCUCAACAGCACUGACAGAAUACCCCAAAUGUAGUAUUUCAGAAGAAACAAGGAAAAUUUCUAAUAAAAUGGCAUGCAUCUCA